AUGGCGUCACGUGCAAACCACAAGAUCGGUGGGCGGCGACAAGAACGAGCCAGGCAAGGACCAGGACCCUCGGCCACUGCUGUAUCGCCUCUAGGUGCCGGGGGGCAAGAAGCAACGGCAACGGCUCAAAGCAGAAGAAACGAUCAGCCAAGGAUUACGACGGGUCAGCAAGAGGAGCAACCACCGCAAAGGAAGAAGAGGAAUAGGCCGAAAAAGAAACGGGGCAAGGGUGGCGGUGGUGGUGGUGGCGCCGCUGUUAUUGUUGAGGGCGCCUUGGCCGCACCUACCGAAAGCCGGGUGGACGCGACAAAGAAGCAGAUCCAAAGACAGCAGAAAACGCAGCCCCCGAAGCCACAACUGCAGCAACAGGAGGGUGAACAGUACCAGCACCGAAACGGCGAGCAGCAGCUGCCGCAACACCAGGGAUGCCUUCCGAAUGACGAGCAGGCACAGCUACAACAGCAAGCUAUACCUCCAGCAGACCACGGAGUCGGCCGCACGGUGGCGACAGUCCCCGCCACGGCGAACUGCUACACCCAUGACGUACCGUCAAGGCUUGAAGAAAAGAGCAUCGUGGCGCACGCAGGAGCAGUCACUGCUGAGACCCGCAACACGGCCGCGAAGAAAAUCCCACAAGAAGACGUCGCUGCCGUCGACAGGAAGGACACAGCGAUCGACAAGGACAUGAAAGCGAAAGGUUCGACAGCUGGAGGCAUUGCCCCUUUCGAGAGUUCUUGGACGACCGCCCCAGGCAGGGUUGAUAUUCCGCACGAUCCAAUCACCCCAACACUGAGUAAAGGCCCAGGACGUUCAAACACCGAUGACAUCUCUUUGGCGGCGGCCGAAGAAUGUAGCGGUAGCGAGAGAAGUUUCCAGGAUUUUCAAGAUGGAGACCACUCAGAGCCAAACCCGCAGCCAGGAGAACCAGAUCCCGUCACCGGCCCAUCCGACAUCAGGUCCGAGUCGCCGACGAAACUCAGCGAAAAUACACAACAGACGAUUCGUGCUACCGCAGCCGUGCAGCCGCCUGUCGUGAACAGUGGGGGGGGUUGCCAAGAAGGAGAGUUGCAGAACUCAGCCAGCGCACCGGGAGGCUUGCUUACAGGCGUCGGUGGCAGUCUUGGGGCGGCGGAGGAUAGCAAGGGUGAUCUCGACGGCCACCGAACGGUGGCAGACGACGGGAUGGUGAUGGACCCUUCCCUGGAAGCGUUAUCCACAGAAGCACCAGAAGUGGCGAAACGUGGGGCUGCGGAAGGCCGCCAACCUGUUACGGACGUGGUAGGUGAGAAACAGGGGGAUGAAGGCAAUAGUGUAGAACAUGGUGACGGAAGCACGAUGGUGGCGGGGCAGGAAGACGACGAGACUCUUCCCAAUGUCAUGCCACGACAACACGUUACCGGCCAAGGCCAAAGGCUUUGCCAAGGGGCCAAAGGAAAGGGACCUGGUGGGCACGGAAGCACAGAAGACGAGGAACCGGGCGCAUUGAAGAGCAACGCCGCACUCCCCGUUCUGCCGACCGAGCAACGUCGUGUCCGUUUCGCGAUCGAAGAACCCAACGAUGCUCUUCGUAUUGGAGAGCGGGAUCCCGGAAGCGUUCACUCCGAGGAGGAAGAGGGAGAGGUCGUAGAUGAAGUCGGAGAGGACACGUUGUUGUUGCCCGAGGGUGUCCCUGCGGCUGACCCCACGACGGACCAGACGGUUUCACAGCAGAACCAGCGAGACACGAGGGGCGAUGAUCAAAGAAAGAAAACGACGGAGGCCGAAAACGAGGUGACCAAGACGCAGAAGCAACAGCAACCGCAAUGUACCUUGGAGAAAGAUCUGAUGGUCAACAAGUCUGCGGCGGAUCUUGGAACGGACGAUGUCGACGACGAGUCGAGCGCGCUGCUUGACCCCUCGCCCAUCGCUGCUACCAGAACUGUUCCAUGUGCUUCGCGGUCGAAUGCCAACGUCCCAGCAAACACCAAAGCCGAUCGAGCGGCAGAAGACGAGUGCUUGUCAUCGGCAUCAUCACGAGCGGGGCCAGCUGCAGCAGGAGUGGGUUCCACCUCAUCGGAUGUAGUAGCAACCCCAGCCGCACCACUAUCAAAACCGGCACCAUCGGCACUGCCAGGAACAACGCCAGCAGCCUUCAACUACUACGAGCUGCCCCCUAUUCCCGAAGAAGCAAAUGAACGAGUAGAUAGGCAGCAGCAGAAGCAGCAACAACAGUCGGCGACCUUGGGUGGCAUCUGGGCAGCCGUGAGGAGAGGCGACGCUACCGGAGUGCGGGCGAAGCUAGCCGCGGGCGCAACCAUCGACGAAGCGGAUUCAGAGGGUCGGACUCCAUUAAUGGUGGCCUGCGCAUCUGGGGACACCGAGAUGGCGUCUCUUCUCGUCAACGGCGUAUCCCCACCAUCCAGCGUUGCAGCCAGGACGAUUGAGGGCUGGACGCCCUUGAUGAUCGCGAGCGGGGGAGGUCGGCUCGGGGUGGUGAAGGUCUUGCUGCAGGCCGGAGCGGCCUUGCACGACAGGGACGACGAGUUCGGGUCGAACUCGUUCAUGUGGGCGUGCGGCGGGGGCCACGCGGAGGUCGUCAGGGUGAUGCUGGCUAAUGGCGCCAAGGAUCUCAUUCACUCGACCAACUCUGACAUGUGGACGCCGCUCAUGGUGGCGUGCGACGCCGGCAGUCUGGCGACGGUACAAGUCCUGGUUGAAGCUGGGGCGGACUUGGCGUCCUUUAACAACGAAAACCUGACGGCCUUGGACAUUGCUGCUGAUAGGAACCACCUGCUCGUGGAGUGCUACCUCAGGACGGAAGGAGCAGUCACCUCAGAUCAGUUUUGGUCGGCCGCGGACUCAGGCGACGCCGCAACCAUCUCUAAACUCCUGAGGGGCAACGGGCACCUUGUGAUGUCCCUGGACAAGAAUGGUCGUACCGCUCUUCUACGGAGCUGCAUCGGGGGGCACCUGGAAGUGGCCAGACUCCUUGUCGAGGCUGGCGCGGACGGAAUCGCACCUCUUGGCGAUGGGGGAGUUCCGAACUUUACUACAGAUAAAGGCGACACUUCUUCGGUGAAACCAAGAAACUCACAUCCAUUACCCGAUGUUCUUCUUGCAUUUGUGAUGGAGCGAAGGUAUCUGGUUCAGAUCGGGGGAGCGAGGUUGACCCUCAAGAACAAGGUUGGCUGGACUCCGUUGAUGCAAGCCGUGGUCAAAGGAGACCUCGAAAUAACCAGGUGA
Ectocarpus sp. CCAP 1310/34 is the source of this 3222-nucleotide messenger RNA. The record is from the annotation of a GenBank genome assembly. NCBI's taxonomy places the organism in Eukaryota, Phaeophyceae, Ectocarpales, Ectocarpaceae.